This is a messenger RNA of Penicillium daleae, 4086 nucleotides long. RefSeq names its product putative xanthine dehydrogenase HxA. Gene Ontology annotation, molecular function: FAD binding; 2 iron, 2 sulfur cluster binding; xanthine dehydrogenase activity. NCBI's taxonomy places the organism in Eukaryota, Fungi, Ascomycota, Eurotiomycetes, Eurotiales, Aspergillaceae. The transcript has 4 exons. The record is from RefSeq and is a predicted model, not a curated record. Bases 1 to 4086 code for a protein of 1361 amino acids.
AUGGCGCCUGCUAGCAGUACGGACUCUGACUCGGUCGGCGAAGUUGAGCAGGAGAUGGCGAAGGUGACUUCGCUUGCUCAACUGACUGAGAAGUGGGACGAUACUAUUCGGUUCUAUCUUAACGGCACGAAGGUCGCUGUCGACACCGUUAACCCAGAACUGACCUUGUUGGAAUACCUGCGAGGUGUUGGCUUGACUGGGACUAAGCUCGGGUGUGCUGAAGGAGGUUGUGGUGCUUGCACAGUGGUCGUUUCCCACCUUAACCAAACAACGACGAAGAUCUACCAUGCUUCAGUCAACGCCUGCCUUGCUCCCCUCGUAUCGAUCGACGGCAAGCAUGUUAUAACGGUUGAAGGACUGGGUGAUGUGAAGAAGCCCCACGCGGUUCAGCAACGGAUCGCGGUCGGUAAUGGCAGCCAGUGCGGCUUCUGUACACCUGGAAUUGUUAUGAGUCUGUACGCAUUGCUACGAAAUGAUCCAACUCCCUCAGAACACGCAGUCGAAGAAGCGUUCGAUGGCAACUUGUGUCGUUGCACUGGAUACCGACCGAUCCUGGAUGCUGCGCAGAGCUUCAACUCGCGCAACAACUGUGGCAUGUCCAAAGCCAACGGAGGAUCCGGUUGCUGUAUGGAGAAGAAGGACGGUGGUUGCUGCAAGGAUUCUUCAGCUACUGAGGAGAAUGAGGUGGUGGAACCCAUCUUCCCCGCGCCUGAGUUCAAGAAGUACAGUCCCGACACAGAACUGAUUUUCCCGGCGGCCCUACGAAAGCAUGAAUUCCAGCCACUGGUCUUUGGUAACAAGAGAAAGAAGUGGUACCGGCCUGUGACUGUGGAGCAGCUGUUGCAGAUCAAGCAUAUCCACCCCGAGGCGAAGUUGAUCGGUGGAAGCACAGAGACCCAGAUCGAGAUCAAAUUCAAGGCUAUGCGCUAUUCCGCCUCUGUCUACUUGGGCGACAUUCCCGAACUGCGACAGUUCACCUUCCACGAUGACUGCCUGGAAAUUGGCGCCAACGUAUCGCUAACCGACCUGGAGCAUGUCUGUGAACAGGCCGUAGAACGCUACGGGCCGACUCGCAGCCAGCCAUUCAAGGCAAUCAAGAAGCAGCUUCAGUACUUUGCGGGACGUCAAAUCCGAAAUGUCGCGUCGCCUGCUGGUAACUUGGCUACUGCCUCUCCAAUCUCUGAUCUCAACCCUGUACUCGUGGCGACAAAUACUAUCCUGAUUGCCAAGUCACUUGAAGGAGAGAAAGAAAUUCCCAUGACCGAGUUCUUCCAAGGCUACCGUAAAACGGCUUUGGCUCCCGACUCCAUCAUCGCCAGGUUGCGGAUCCCGGUUGCCCAGGAAAAGGGAGAGCACAUUCGCUCCUACAAGCAGGCUAAGCGAAAGGACGACGACAUUGCGAUCGUCAACGCUACGCUUCGUGUGUCGCUGUCCGAGACAAAUGAAGUAAGCAGCUGCAAUCUCGUUUUCGGUGGCAUGGCUGCCAUGACGGUCUCGGCGAAGAACGCGCAGGAAGCGCUUAUCGGCAAGAAGUUCACCAAUCCUGAAACACUCGAGGAUGUGAUGACCGCCCUUGAGAAAGACUUCAGUCUGCCCUAUGGCGUGCCUGGUGGAAUGGCCACCUAUCGAAAGUCUUUGGCAAUGGGCUUCUUCUACCGAUUCUAUCACGACGUCCUCUCGGGGCUCGAAGUUAGGGCAUCCGACCUAGAUGCAGACGUAGUCGCUGAAAUUGAAAGAGCGAUUUCCACUGGGUCAAAGGACCAUGAAGCGUCCGUUGCCUAUCAACAAAAGAUCCUAGGCAAAGCUACCCCUCACGUCGCAGCUCUCAAGCAGUCUACCGGUCAAGCCCAGUACACUGACGACAUCCCCGUUCAACAAAACGAGCUUUUCGCCUGCAUGGUCCUUUCUACCAAAGCACAUGCAAAGAUCCUGAGUGUUGACGCCUCCGCAGCACUUGAGAUCCCCGGAGUUGUCGACUAUGUUGACCACACAGACCUGCCCAACCCACAAGCAAACUGGUGGGGAGCACCCGUUUGUGAUGAGCUUUUCUUUGCUGUUGACGAGGUUAAUACUGCUGGUCAGCCAAUCGGUGUGAUUGUAGCACAGACCGCCAAGAUUGCCGAGGAAGGUAUGAGAGCUGUCAAGGUUGAAUAUGAGGACCUUCCUGUCAUCUUGAGCAUGGAAGAGGCCAUUGAGGCAGAGUCUUUCUUCGGUCAUUAUCGCUUCAUCAAGAAUGGUGACACGGAAGAGGGUUUCAAGCAGGCUGACCAUAUCUUUACUGGUGUCUCUCGCAUGGGUGGUCAAGAGCACUUCUACUUGGAGACUCAAGCUUGUGUUGCCAUCCCCAAGCCCGAAGAUGGUGAGAUUGAGGUCUGGAGUGGCACUCAGAAUCCCACAGAGACUCAAGCAUAUAUUGCUCAGGUAUGCGGGGUAGCCGCUAACAAGGUUGUCUCUCGCGUUAAGCGACUUGGAGGUGGAUUCGGCGGCAAGGAAACGCGCUCUGUCCAGCUGGCUGGAAUUUGUGCCACUGCCGCGAAGAAGCUUAACCGACCGGUGCGAUGCAUGCUAAACCGUGACGAGGAUAUCUUGACGUCGGGUCAGCGCCAUCCCUUCCUCUGUCAUUGGAAGGUUGGUGUCACCAAGGAGGGAAAGAUCCUUGCUCUCGAUGCGGACGUAUUCGCCAACGGUGGCCACACUCAAGACUUGUCGGGUGCGGUCGUCGAACGAAGCUUGUCUCACAUUGAUGGUGUCUAUAAGAUCCCCAAUAUCUAUGUUCGGGGUCGAAUUUGCAAGACAAACACCGUGUCCAACACGGCGUUCCGUGGCUUCGGUGGACCGCAGGGUCUGUUCUUCGCGGAGUGCUAUAUCUCCGAGAUUGCCGAUCAUCUCGGAAUUUCACCAGAGCAUAUGCGUGCUAUCAACAUGUACAAGCCUGGUGAAACCACACACUUCAAUCAGGAGCUCAAGGAUUGGUAUGUGCCUCUGAUGUACAACCAAGUCCUGGAGGAGAGCAACUACAUGGAGCGCCGCAAGGCUGUUGAGGAGUACAACAAGGAGCACAAGUGGUCCAAACGCGGCAUGGCUAUUGUGCCGACCAAAUUCGGUAUUUCUUUCACGGCGCUGUUCUUGAACCAGGCUGGUGCUCUGGUCCACAUCUAUCAUGACGGCAGUGUCCUUGUGGCUCACGGAGGUGUCGAGAUGGGCCAGGGACUCCACACCAAGAUGACUAUGAUCGCCGCCGAGGCUUUGAGUGUGCCACAAGAUAACGUCUUCAUUGCUGAGACAGCAACGAACACCGUUGCCAACACCUCCUCCACAGCAGCAUCUGCCAGUUCCGAUCUGAAUGGUUACGCCAUUUUCAAUGCCUGCGAGCAGUUGAAUGAGCGACUCCGUCCCUUCCGUGAGAAGAUGCCCAAUGCGACUAUGAAAGAGCUCGCGCACGCAGCAUACUUUGCCCGUGUCAACCUCUCCGCACAGGGUUACUACCGCACUCCCGACAUCGGUUACGUGUGGGGUGAGAACUCGGGCCAGAUGUUCUUCUACUUCACGCAGGGUAUCACCGCAGCUGAAGUCCAGAUUGACACUUUGACUGGAGAUUGGACUCCCCUGCGCGCCGAUAUCAAGAUGGACGUUGGUCGCACCAUCAACCCAUCCAUUGACUAUGGCCAGAUCGAAGGCGCCUACGUCCAGGGUCAGGGCCUCUUUACUACCGAAGAAAGUUUGUGGCACCGCGCCUCGGGCCAAAUCUUCACCCGUGGCCCGGGUAACUACAAGAUUCCCGGCUUCCGCGAUAUCCCUCAGGUUUUCAAUGUUAGCCUGCUGAAGGAUGUGGAGUGGGAGAAUCUGCGCACAAUCCAGCGUUCCCGUGGUAUCGGUGAACCGCCCCUUUUCAUGGGCAGCGCUGUGUUCUUCGCUAUUCGUGAUGCACUGAAGGCAGCUCGCAAGCAGUGGGGAGUUGAGGAGGUACUGAGCUUGGUUAGCCCUGCUACACCAGAGCGUAUUCGUAUUAGCUGUGCUGAUCCGAUUGUUGAGAGGGCACGGGUGACUCCUAAGGAGGGCGAGAAGAGUUUCUUUGUUGCUAUUUAG